UAUGUAGACUAUAGAUUACUUAGAAACUUUGAAGAUGAAACACGUCUUCGAUGCGGGUUAAAUACACGUUGCACCAAUCGAUGCUCUCGCGAAGUCACUGUUACUUUGAAUACGGAUGUUGCAAUCGAGUUGAGCAACACAUAUUGACUUUCGUGGAUGUAUAUUUUAAUACGAAUGUGUAAAAUUGUUCUAAUUAGUGGUAUGGUAUGCCUGUAAUAUAUGUAGUUUACGAAAUGUUUCGUUUCACAUGCCACACUUGUUGCGGCUUCUAGUGAGUUUUUAACCACAGAACCCCCAGAGCCAGAACAUGCACAGAGAGCACCCACAAUAACGAGUCAUCCCGCUAUUCUAAGAUGGCGGAAGGACAGGAUAGCUCGAAGAAAAUUAAUGUUACUGUAAAGACUCCGAAAGAGAAACAAACCGUCGAAGUUGAAGAAAAUGCAUCGAUAAAAGACUUCAAAGAUAUUGUUGCGAAGAAGUUUAGUGCGGAGCCAGAUCAGCUAUGUCUAAUUUUCGCGGGAAAAAUUAUGAAAGAUCAUGAAACAUUACAGACUCACAAUAUUAAGGAUGGCCUGACAGUGCACUUGGUUAUUAAGACUAGUUCUCGUGGUAACAAUGAGCAGUCAGGAGCUGCAUCUACUGCGCCUAGACCUCCAGCUGAUGUUGGAGCAACUCCAUUUGGCCUUGGAUCAUUAGGAGGCUUAGCUGGACUGGAGGCUCUGGGAAUGGGUUCUGCCAAUUUUAUGGAAUUGCAGCAACGUAUGCAGAGGGAAUUACUUGGAAAUCCUGAUAUGAUGAGGCAAAUUUUGGACAAUCCAUUGGUUCAGCGACUAAUGAAUGAUCCAGAGAACAUGAGAAAUUUGAUCACAUCCAACCCUCAGAUGCAAGAGUUAAUGGAAAGAAAUCCUGAAAUAAGCCAUAUGUUAAAUAAUCCUGACUUACUUCGCCAAACCAUGGAAUUGGCUCGAAAUCCAUCUAUGUUACAAGAAUUGAUGCGUAAUCAUGAUCGUGCUAUUUCUAAUCUAGAGUCCAUUCCAGGUGGCUACAAUGCACUUCAGCGCAUGUACCGGGACAUUCAGGAACCAAUGCUUAGUGCUGCCAGUGAACAAUUUGGCAGGAAUCCGUUUGCUGGUUUAGUAGACAACUCCGGUAAUGCAGAUGGUUCUAAUCCACAACAGGGUCAAGAAAAUAGAGAUCCUCUUCCUAAUCCAUGGUCCCCUGCUUCUGGGGAAAGUGGUGGUGGGGGUGGAGGUGGUAACACUGGUGGAUCUCAGACCUCCACAACUGGAACUCGGACAUCGUCGUCAUCAUCAGCAGUUCGAGGAUCUGGUCUUUUGAGCACCCCAGGCAUGCAGAGUCUCAUGCAACAAAUGAUGGAGAAUCCACAGCUCAUGCAAAACAUGUUGUCAGCCCCGUAUACACAGUCCAUGUUGCAAGCUUUCGCAGCAGAUCCUUCUAUGGCUUCACAAAUUAUUAAUAGUAAUCCUCUCUUCUCUGACAAUCCAGCUCUUCAGGAACAGAUUCGUCUAAUGCUGCCAAAUUUCCUACAGCAACUGCAGAACCCUGAAGUUCAUAACCUGAUGUCCAAUCCCCAAGCCCUGGGUGCGCUUAUGCAGAUCCAGCAGGGGGUGGAACAGCUACGAAAUGUUGCUCCCAGCCUUGUGAACAGCAUGGGCCUUGGUACAGUGCCAUCAUUUGGAGGAAGUACAACUGGUACCGGAACUGCAACAACUACUACAACAUCCGCUGCUAAUACAGGCUCAGUACCAAGCAGUCCUGGCACUGGUACUGGUGCAGGUACUGGUUCUGCUUCUGGCACUGGCACUGGCAAUGGAGCUGCUGCAGCAGCCACUGGCACUACUGGUUCCACUGCACCAACCACUCAGGCUUCUUCCACCACUACUGCUCCCUCACAGACUCAGCAACAACAGCAGCAGGAUGUGUUUUCACAGUUUAUGGCAAGAAUGAUAUCAAGUAUGUCUGCACCAAGCGUGAAUACAAACCAGCCUCCUGAAGAGAGGUACCAUGCACAGUUGGAGCAGCUGACUGCGAUGGGAUUUGUAAACAGAGAUGCUAACUUACAAGCACUGAUUGCAACUUUUGGUGAUAUAAAUGCAGCUGUUGAAAGGCUACUUCAAAGCAGGCAGAUGUCUCAGAGCUAACAACACUUCCAGCUAAACAUGCCAAUCCGUGAUUUGUAUGACUUGUGUGCACAUGCUUCUUGUACAGAAGGGAUGAUGAGUUGAAUCCAUUGAACGCAAGUUGCUGCAGUUGUUGGGAGCAGCAUCUAUCUGGAUAGCACACCCUCCCUUACAAAAGAUACAAUAGAGGUGCUGUUCAUUAUUGAUGUUUAAGCCUGUUCAUUGUAUUUACCUUGUUAGUGGAAGCACAGUGAUUUAAAGUGCUUAAUUAAUUGGAUUCUUUGGAAAUUGAAAUACAACAUUGGUUCUGACAUUAUCACUCCAAAUAUUUUUUUGGUGAAGAUUGUAAGUUUCUUUCUGAAAUGGAAUACUUUGGUAGGUAAAAUAUAAAUUAGUUAACCAUAAUGUUAUUUACAGUUUAGAGAUAUUUUCUGGUUCUCGGUACAUUAUUGGCACGCAAAUUUGUAUUUUUUGUGAAAUUGUAGUACUGCUGAUGUACUGUUACUGCUACUCACUUCUGAUUGGACAUUAGUAAAGAAUAUUGCAACUAAUCAAUCCAAGUUCAUACAGCCUUAAAAUGUUAUUUCAAUACUGAAUAGCAUCCUUGAGAAAUCUCCUUACUUUCCUGUAGCAUAAUAUAUUGCUGGCAUUUGAGUCUUCUGGUGUUGAAUUCUACCUUAGGAAAGUUUUAUGCCGAUACGAAUAUAGAAUACACCUUGUGUUAUACAUGUUAAAUUUAUAUAAGUGUAGAUAAAAAUGCACCCAUUUUAAUCUACCCAAAUUUCAUUUUAAUUUGACCAUUUGCUUCAGAUGCUUUAAGCAAUACAAGUGCUAGUCACACAGUUGGUAAUUGCCAUGAUUGUCAUAGCAAUGCUUUCGUGAAUUUUGGAAUAUCUUGUAAAGUCAUUAGGUUACAAAAUAUGGUAUUGACAUUAUUGUGCAAAUGAUUUCAGAUUUACAUGUGAAGGUGUGGUUUUAUGUAUGGUGUUGAGUGUGCUCCAUGUCACUUAAGUAUGUCAGGCUACCAUUAAUAUCUGUCGGUAAAUGCCCAGCACAGUGACACGUAUUUGAUAUUUGCUCAUGAGUUAGGAAGUGCUGUUGUGGAAGGUUUUGAUUGUUAGAUAAGACAAUAGAUUUUUGUCAUUUGAUAGCACUUCAAAUUUUGUGUUUGUAAUAAUAUAAAUACCUUAUAUUGAUAAAACAUUUACCUGGAUGUUUGACCUAUUUUGACAUUGGAAGUUGGUUUGGUGAGUAUUGCAGGUUUCUGUCACAAUUAUGUAAAUAGAUUCUUCUCUGUGUGGAUGCUUAAUGUACAGAUUUAUUUCCUCUCUUUAGUGAUGUUCUCUUGGAAUUUGUUUUAUUCAUUUCAAUAUUUCUAAAUAUUUGGGUAGGUUGAAUGUAAGAUUUUUAGAAAUAUUCAAGUUGUACAUGUCUGUUAUCUUAGGAAUGGUAUAAAUUGUCUUGAACUGGUUUGCAAAACAAUUAAGGUUAACAAAUGUAUACUAUAUCUGUGCUUCGGUUUGUAUAUGCUGUAUUAUGUACUGUACUAGGUAGUCUAUUGAUGUAUCAUGAACUUACAUUUGACACCUAUUUACGUUGAAAUAUUUAUCUUCUUUUUUUCAUAUACUUAAUGUCAACAGCAAUUUUUCUUCAAAAUGACAUGAAGUCUAUUGUUGGAUCAAUGAAUAAUAUUAAUACUUGCUUAGUGCACAUGUAGAAGUGAUGGUGCAUGGCAAAUUGUGAAGGCAUGGAAAUAAUACUUCUCUUUCAAAAGUUUUUAUGUAUGAGGAAGUUAAGUUCUGUUUUUUCUUUUUUCAUAAAUAGGGAUAGGUUAGCAUUUUAAUUGUGUAGAAUUUCUCCCUCUGAAUUUGAAUUACAUUAAACUUUUAUUUAUAGUUCAUAAAUUAUUUUUGGCUUGCUUAAUUUCAAGUUUCAUUUACACUUGUUGAAAGAAAAUGUGUAGGAAAAGCACCAGAAACUUCCACAAAAAUUAUAUCGAGACUUCAGAUCCUCUAGACAAAUACUAGACAAUUACAGAAGUGUGCUGGGUAUUAGUAUAUAAUUGAGAGUGAAUCUUGUAUUCACAUUGUAAACAUGUUCUUGGUAGACACAAUUUUGUAGAAUGUCCUAUCCCUAUUCAUGAAAUAUAUUUAGUGCUAUGUUUUCUAGAUGUUUCUUGCAUUAUCAUUCAGUAGACAAAGUGGAAAUCAUAAUGGGCUUUGAAUACAAGUUGCAAGUUAAAACAUUAGGUUCAGAUUAAUUUGCUUAUUCAGGAACUAUUAAAUUGAACUGAUCAAUUGUCUUGCUUGGAAAAUGUAUGAAUUAAGUUCUAAUCAUUUGCUAUGGAUUUUGUAGGGUAGUGAUAAGUACAGUACCUACUUCAUGCAAUAGUGCAAACCUAUUUUAGAUGACUUUAUUGAUUUACACAAAUAAGUACUCUUGCGUUCUUUAUCCUUACAGUUCCAAGGUGGUUUGCAAAGUCCUUAUACCCAUUCUUAUAUUUUAAAAAAAGAAAGAAGAAAAACAAUUGCUGAGGACAGUCACUUUCACACUUCUUGAAUUAAAAAUGAGACGACUUUGUUUUGAUUUGAAAUUCCAUAGACAAGUCUUGCUUGUUGCAAAAAUUUUGUAGAGGAGUUGUAAUUUACAGUGUUUGAAGUGGAAGAUUGCAUUAUGAAAUUUAGAAGUGUACUUCAUAGAAAUCAGUAUCAAGAAUUGAAAAUUGUGCAGUUUUGUUGUUUGUUUUUUCCCUGGGGAUUUGUAAAUGCACCCUCACAAUUGCCUGAAAAUCUUAUUUGUAUGUUGCAUUAUUUUGGAAAUUGUACUUCUUUUUACUCCAGUGUAUAAUCAAAUGGGAAAAUUGUAUUUUUCGUAUAUACUGUUUUGAGUUAGAUAUCAAUUUAUUUCUGUGGCUGUAGGUUAUUGAUGUAUUGCCGUGGUUCCAACGGUUUGUUAUUAAAAAACCACUGAAUAAGAUCAUAAAUAAAAAAAAUGUUAAUGCAGUAUAAAAUACUUUAUUAAAUUUUCACCUUGCUGUUUUGCUUCCAUAAAUAUGUUUUUUCAGAAAAAUAUCAUGUUAAAUUUAAGUAACACUUUUUCGGCCACUGAAAAUGCUAUUGAGAAAUAAAUUCAAAAUUUAUCUAUUUUCAAAGCUGGAGUUCCAUAACGUAGAGGUUCUUUCAGCAGAAAUACAUCGUCUAUGUGCUUCAACUGAGAUUGGAAUGUUAUUUCUGUUUUCUUUAAUUGCUCAUUUAAAACAUUUAACACGUAGCUUGACUAUUGAAAGGGUGCAUGUAGUUUAAUUUAUCAUAAGAAUUAUUUCUUAUUCUGUAAAAACAUUUUCAUGAACAUUAAUACAUUUUUUCAGUCUUAAACUUGCUACACUGCAUAUUAAUGUUGAUUGAGGCCAUACAUGUCAGGACUUCAUAAAGUUGCCCUGUUUUCUGAAAUUGCAGCUUUAAAAAUGUAAUAAUUACUGCAAUAUGUAGUGCAAACAAUAAUUUAAAUAGUGGUUAAUAAGCUGUGGCCACAUCCAGGUACAUUGUCUAAUUAAGACUUCAGUUUGUUAUAAAGGCCCAUUUGCUGAACAUGAUUUAGGCUUUUCUGGCUCAAGGAACAAAACUCCACAUACAACUGAGAAUCCAAUUAAGAGAGCAAGUAAUUUUAGUAAACGAUCUUUACCUUUGUUCAGUUCAUGAGGUAGAACUUCAAAGAAGGUUAUGUACACAAAGGUUCCACAUGCUAACCCCUGCAAGACUCCAUUAACAACAGAAGAAUCUACAGCAUGCCCAAAUUGUUCUAAGCUCAUGGCAAUUCCCAUUCCUAUGGGAGAUGUAAUACAAAAUAACACAUUUGAUCUAAUUAUUGCUAUUAAUCCAAGUUGGCUUUGCACCAAGUUUAGGCCCAGGCUAAAUGCAAUUAUUGUUUUAUGUAGUACUACUGCUGCAAAAAUUUGCAGGACACUUUCCACAUCAGGCUGUAGUCCAAUGGCUAGUCCUUCGAAGAGGGAAUGAAGAGAUAAAGCAGUGAGUAACAGAAAUGAUCGGAAACUUGAAUGUGGAUCAUCUUCAUAAUUUUCAUCUGCAUUCAGCUGUGGUUGAUCACUCACUCCUUCUACACUAUCACGACGUAGUUUCCUCCGUAUAUCAGGAUCUUCAUCAGAAAAGCUUUCAAUUGCAUCAGCAGUACUUCUGACACUUUCUUUGCAGUCCAAAACUAUCUGUUCAACUAUCAAUACCAUGAAAAAGCCAAAUGCCACUGUAAACUCUGCAACUGGAAAGGAUGUGUUGAUGUUUGGACUUGUCAUGGCUUUCUGUAAAAUAUCAUCCACUUCAGGAAAAAGAUCCAACAAACAAGUUGCCAUAAAUACACCAGCAGCAAAGCAACUGAGUAAGCUUAUUAUUCGGCCAUACCUGUAACGUUUCACAGGAUCUGCAGUCUCAUGAAAAGCUUUCAACAAUUUCAGAGGUAACAUACUAAAUAUGAAAGUUAAAAGAAAAAGUGUGACUAGAACUAUCCAUUUCGCUCCAAUAAUAUCCAUUUUUAUCUGAAAAAAAUGAAAAAUUAUAAAAGUUGAAUAAAUGCGUUAACCUACGUUUCGAACUCUUUACUAUUACUUAUACUAUGGCAUUUCUCGGCCCACAAAUUCAACGAGUAAGAAAACCAAGGCAAUGAUCGUCGUCGGCACACGAUGACUAACGCACACGAGUAGAUUCCAUCGGUCACAUCAGAUACGGAAGUGCAUAACCUAAGCAAAACAGCAAACAAACAAACAGCUGAUACUGACAGUAACGAGGUCAACUGCGAUGAAAUCGCGAGAGUAUCGAUGUUUUGAAAAUCGACUUACG
Molecule: messenger RNA, 6988 nt
Organism: Gryllus bimaculatus (two-spotted cricket)
Lineage: Eukaryota; Metazoa; Arthropoda; Insecta; Orthoptera; Gryllidae
Source: the annotation of a GenBank genome assembly